Anoplophora glabripennis (Asian longhorned beetle) is the source of this 2638-nucleotide messenger RNA. RefSeq lists its product as uncharacterized. The record is from RefSeq and is a predicted model, not a curated record. The coding region runs from base 330 to 1580 and encodes 416 amino acids. The transcript is spliced from 8 exons. NCBI's taxonomy places the organism in Eukaryota, Metazoa, Arthropoda, Insecta, Coleoptera, Cerambycidae.
UGUUGUUAGCCUUUGAAACCCCUCCGAGAGAAGUCAGUACGCAGACCAAGGUGGCGGCGGUGUGACAGUCUCGCUUAUUCGCGAGUAAAACGACUGUUUGAGGGCGUGAAACAACGGAAAGGGCUCCGCACACUAUGAUAACGAAAAAGCAAACGCACAACAGUACGACCGAUACAAUUUUGUUUUAACCGCAAAGCCGUGUUGUGAAAAAGUUCAGUUUAGGCAUGAACAAGUUGGAGUUUGAAGUCUGAUUACUUAAUUCGCGAUAUAUAUUUUACCCACUACUGUGAUAUUAUUAGUGCUGUUUUGGAUAUUCACUAUUAGCGGCAAUGAAAACAAUACGAAAGAUCAGCUCAUCGAUAGCCUCCGGCACCGCCUCAAUGCCACCACAGAUCUUGCUCAUCGCAUUAUUGGUACUAAUGCCAUCUAUUGCCAAAACUGCAAACAUACCUUCUAGUACGGGUUCCCCGGAAGUGGCAUCGGACGUGCAAGUCGACUGCAACAGCGAUGAGAUCGUAGUCAGCAUAAACACAAGAUCCGGAAGGUUCAACGGAAUGAUUUACCCCAGGGGAUUGUCCAAGAACAGUAGCUGCAUGGGAGAGUGGGUGCAGAGAAAAGCCCCGAUCGAGUACACCCUACCCCUUAGGGGAUGCAACACAAUGAGCACGGAGUUGGACGAUGGAGGAAUUGAGUACUUUAAUACAAUUGUCGUUCAACCCCAUCUGAAGCUAGUAACGAAUCAAGGGAGGGGUUUUCAUAUUCGAUGCCGAUAUAAUACAAGAAACAAUUCAGUCAGUAACGACACCCUAAAAAUAGAUGUAGCGUCCCCGGAACUGACACCACACACUGCCCUGGCGCCCAUGCCGGGCUGCAGCAUGAAGAUCUUCUCCGGCGACCCCUUGCAGAAGGAGGUGGCGGAGAACGUGAAGAUCGGCGACCCGCUGACGCUGGUGGUCACCUUGGACGAGCAGGACACCUACGGCAUCCGCGUGACCGAUUGCCUGGUUAGGGACGGUCUGGGAUGGGGCGAACAGAAACUUAUCAACCAGGAAGGCUGCCCUACGGACUCCGACAUCAUGGGUAUGUUCGAGUACUCCCCGAACAAGACCAAGGCGUUGGUGCACUUCCAGGCCCACAAGUUCCCCUACACGGCGUCGGUUUACUAUCAGUGCAACGUCAAGCUGUGCCUGAAGGCGGACGGUGGAUGCGAUUUAAUGGAGCCCCUCUGCGGUGGAAACCGAGUGCGGAGGCAAGCCACGGAAGCGGCGUCUGAGCCGGUCGAGGGAACGCCCGCGACCAUCGAGGUGUACAGCGGCCUUUACGUCAACGAGGCCAACGACCCCGCCAAAGUUGGACCAGAGGACGACUCCGUCUUCAGCGAGAGGACUUCGGACAGCAUCUGCAUCUCACAAAGGAGCUUUGCCAUUGGGAUUUGCGUAGCAGGCGUGAUCCUUAUGCUAUGCGUGGUGUUUGCCAUCCUGUGCCUCUUCGCAAGAAGGAGGAAGAAGGCCGUAUCAAUCCCAGGCAGCUCGAUAUAUAGCGGGCCUUAUACCAACACUGCCUACAGUCAUACUAGUUGAGGUCAUUCCGACAACGAAAAAAGAACAAUGCUCAGCUCAAAUUAUUAUGGCUAGGUGUUGUUGAUGUACGAACGAUAUCGACAAAUCCAAAUAUCAACUGCCAUAUUAUUUAAUAUUAAUAGAAGUUUGAUAUAUAGCUUAGGUGCCAUUCGGCUCACAGUGCUCAUAUAGGUUAAUCAGUCAAUUUUCAAAUCUAGUUGUUUACCAUAAACACGUUGAAUUCUCCAAUUUUUGUAAUAGUCUGUCCACUUAUAAAUGUUUCAAAGACCAAAUUUUUACCAAAACACGUUAAAACUGGAGCAUUUAAAAUUUGUAAACAACGAAAUACAUAUUUGCCUUCUUUUUGUUAAGUUUACUUUUGUUACGUAGAGAGCUGGUAUUUGAAUCACAAAUUUUUGAAGAAUUACGUAGGUAUGUGAUGAUUAAAAAGUUGAAUUUUAAAGUACUAUUUGGUGAUAAAAUCUAUGCUGACCUUCUUAUAAUUUAACGAAACAAGGGAUGGUGAUGGUUUAUUUAUAUAUUUCUAAUACUUUUCCAAUCCAGGCGAUUCGUACAAAUUUGCAUCCAACUAAAAUUUGUAUAUUUGUACUAUUCGCCUUUUUAAUGUAAUACAUUUAACUUUUAAGAAAAAUUUAUUUCUUUCCAACGAAUUAAAUAAUAUUUCUUUUAAGUUAAUGAAACAUAGACUGAGUUGCAGCCACAAUGCAUUGGUAAGUCAAGAAAGUCAUUAAAAAUAAUUGUUUCCCUACAUUACAGUAAUUAUAUUUAAGAGAAGGCUGCAACUCAUCUUUUAUUGAAUCUUCCGCAAUUAAUUUGUAACAAUAAAAAUGCAAAUUACCAUAACGGACAAUUUGCGUAUUGGUUCUGAAUCACAGUUUCAUUAUUAUGUUGUACAUAUUUUGUAAUGGGACUCUGGUUCUCAACCGCACAGUCUUAACUCCUAAGCUUAAGAGAAUUUAUUAAAAAUAUACAUAAAGUGAAACUAUUGGAAGGUGCUUUAAUAAAUUUUUAUUAUAAACAUUAUAUCAAUAACAAUUAUUAAAUAAUAUACAAAGACA